Molecule: messenger RNA, 1962 nt
Organism: Marmota flaviventris (yellow-bellied marmot)
Lineage: Eukaryota; Metazoa; Chordata; Mammalia; Rodentia; Sciuridae
Gene: Slc44a3
Product: solute carrier family 44 member 3
Biological process (GO): transmembrane transport
Cellular component (GO): membrane
Molecular function (GO): transmembrane transporter activity
Source: RefSeq, a predicted model, not a curated record
AUGCAGUGCCUGGGUGCCGAGUACCUGGUUUCUGAAGAGAGAGCUCCCAGGCCAAGAGAGUGGCGACCCCAGAUUUAUAGGAAAUGCACAGAUACAGCAUGGCUAUUCCUGUUCUUUUUCUUCUGGACCGGUUUGAUGUUCAUCAUGGGCUACUCGGCAGUGGCUGGAGCCACAGCAAGACUCCUGUUCGGCUAUGACAGCUUUGGCAACGUGUGCGGCAAGAGGAACUCCCCAGUGGAAGGGGCCCCUCUUUCAGGGCAAGACAUGACCCUAAAAAAACAUGUGUUCUUUAUGAAUUCCUGCAAACCGGAUAUCAAAGAUAGGAAGCUUGGUUCCACUGCCCUCUGUGUGUCCAGCUGUCCUGAAGAGCAGCUCAACACCUUGGAAGAGGUUCAACUCUUUGCAAACACCAGUGGGUCUUUCCUGUGCAUCUAUAACUUGAAUUCCUUCAACUACACCCGGAAUCCAAAUGCAAACUCACUGUGCCCUAGGCUACCAGUUCCUCCAAGCAAGUCUUUCCCAUUGUUUAACCGGUGCGUGCCUCAAACACCUGAGUGCUAUUCCCUGUUUGCAUCUGUUUUGAUAAAUGAUGUUGACACCCUCCAUCGAAUUCUAAGUGGAAUAAUGUCAGCAAGAGAUACAAUCCUUGGCCUGUGUAUCUUCGCAUUAGCCUUGUCCUUGACCAUGAUGUUCACCUUCCGAUUCAUCACCACUCUUCUGGUUCACAUUUUCAUUUCAUUGGUUAUUCUUGGAUUGCUGUUUGUCUGCGGUAUCUUAUGGUGGCUGUAUUAUGACUAUACCAACGACCUCAGCAUAGAAUUGGACACAGAAAGGGAAAAUAUGAAGUGUGUGCUGGGGUUUGCUAUUGUGUCUACAGUCAUCACGGCAAUUCUGCUCGUCUUGAUUUUUGUCCUCAGAAAGAGAAUAAAAUUGACAGUGGAGCUUUUCCAAGUCACAAAUAAAGUCAUCAGAAGCUCUCCUUUCCUGCUGUUCCAGCCACUAUGGACAUUUGCCAUCCUCAUUUUCUUUUGGAUCCUUUGGGUGGCUGUGCUGCUGAGCCUGGGAACUGCCGGCACUGCCCAGGUCAUCGCAGAUGGCCAAGUGGAAUAUCAGCCUCUUUCAGGCAUUCGAUAUAUGUGGUGGUACCAUUUAAUCGGCCUCAUCUGGACUAGCGAAUUCAUCCUUGCCUGCCAGCAAAUGACCAUAGCAGGGGCAGUGGUUACGUGCUAUUUCAACAGAAAUAAAAAUGACCCUCCUGACCAUCCAAUCCUUUCGUCUCUCUCCAUUCUUUUCUGGUACCAUCAGGGAACAGUGGUGAAAGGGUCUUUUUUAAUUACUGUGAUGAGGAUUCCAAGAAUCAUUCUCAUGUGCAUUUAUGACACCCUGAAAACGAAGCAGCACGGCAAAUGGUCAAGGGGCACAUUCAGAUGCUGCUACUGCUGUUUCUUGUGUCUUGACAGAUACCUGCGCCAUGUCAACCAGAAUGCUUAUACUACCACUGCCAUUAACGGGACAGAUUUUUGUACAUCAGCAAAAGAUGCGCUCAAAAUUGCAUCCAAGAAUUCAAGUCAUUUUACACCCAUUAACUGCUUUGGAGACUUCAUGAUUUUUCUAGGAAAGGUGUUGGUGGUGUGUUUCACCGUUUUUGGAGGAUUGAUGGCAUUUAACUACAACCGUGUGCUCCAGGUGUGGACAAUUCCCCUGUUACUGGUCGCCUUUUUUGCCUACUUAGUCGCUCAUAGUUUUUUAUCUGUGUUUGAAACUUUGCUGGAUGCACUCUUCCUAUGUUUUGCUGUUGAUCUGGAAACAAAUGAUGGAUCCUCAGAAAAGCCCUACUUUAUGGACCAAGAUUUUUUGAAUUUUGUGAAAAGGAUCAACAGAGUUAACACUGCAAGGGCUCAGAGAGACAUGGACUCAUUAAGGACUGAAGAAGGAACAGAACUCGGGCCCAUUGUGAGAUAG